Molecule: messenger RNA, 2364 nt
Organism: Plodia interpunctella (Indianmeal moth)
Lineage: Eukaryota; Metazoa; Arthropoda; Insecta; Lepidoptera; Pyralidae
Exons: 15
Coding region: 153-2306 (717 amino acids)
Biological process (GO): mitochondrial translation
Cellular component (GO): mitochondrion
Molecular function (GO): protein binding; ribosomal small subunit binding; rRNA binding
Source: RefSeq, a predicted model, not a curated record
AAAACCAUUAAAAUGUUUAGUUUUGAGGUUAUGAAAUUAUAAAAUACAAUAAUGUUAUUGUGAUAAAAUACAUAAAACUAAUCAUUCUAAUGAAACAAUAAUUAAUAUCUAAGUAACAAGUAAAUACGGAAUUUUACCUAAAUUACCACAAUAUGUAUACCAAUUUAAUAGUCCCCAGGCAGUGGACAAGACUAUCUUCGUUAUGUCGGUCAUUAACCACCAUAGAGGGCCAGACACUGCCACACACAACUAAAUCUACCGAUGGCAUCUCUCCCCCGCCCCGAAUACCUAGAGGGCCCACUGACAUCCUUCAGGCUUUAGCUGCUACUGUUGGUCCUGACCCAACUGCUGCCCAUUACAAGUAUCAUGAUGACCCAUAUUUGAUCCCCUUGUCAAAUUAUCGCAAAAGAGCCUAUGCUCUGUCUGCUGAGGCUGGUCGUAAAGCCGCUGCAUGGGUCCGGGAUGAACAUGCUGAAUUGUUCACAACCCGAGAGUGGGACCCUCCAGGAAAGAUGAAAACUCCGUACUUUAAUGCUGAUCCCAGAAUUGAAGCUUUUGCACCUAAACCUAUUUAUAAUGAUGAGAGCAAGGUAACAGAAGAAGACUUAAAAUACACUAUAACAAAUGCCCUUCUAGAAGAUUCUGUGAAAAUCUUCCAGCUUCUGGGUGGCACUCAGGGUGUCAGUGAUGAGUUAAAGAUUGCAUUUCUUCAGCUACUGUGCUUCUAUAAUGAAAAAGAACCUGAUUCCAUGGAAUGGCUUGAGGAGAGAUGGUUUUCAACAAAUACUCGCGAACGACAAGCUACCACAUGGAAAAUUGGAGGAUUAGCUGACAAAAUAUUUGAAUCACUUGACCCGAAGACACCUGAGGCUUAUUGUGCCAUUAUUCAAGGCAUGGCUAAAUACUAUCAGGCGGAAAGAGCUCACAUGUUGAGUCAGGAGGCUAUCGAGAAAGGCAUCCCCCUGUCCUCGUCCGUGUACAAUUCGCUGCUGGGCUGCGUGGGCUUCCUCAAAGAGGGCACACAGCUCAGAAUUGAUGCCCUCAAGUCCUUGCUGCAGCAGAUGAAUGAACAGGGCAUCACCCCGGAGCCGGAGACGCUGUCGUCGAGCCUGCGGUCGCUGGCGGCGUGGGGCGGCGGCCGCGCGCUGCAGCACACCGCCCUGCAGGUGCUGGCAGAGUUCACACAGCUAGGCAUACAGCCCGGACUCUCCGCGUAUUACUAUUUGCUGUGUCUGUUCUGCAAGGAACGUGGCCCUCGCAUUGACAUUCUGACCGGAAUUCUGAACGAUCUUGAGAAGAGGGACAAUUUGACAGCCAUGGAGCCGACAGACACUAACUUCUUCAUCACCGCCAUGGGAGUGUGCAGUGACCACUUGCAGGAUAUCAAAUUAGCUGAGCGAUUACACGCGCUUCUGAUGAAGGGAGAAAACUAUAAACUAGUGGGUGACGCGUACAAAGAGAGUAUCUACUACAGGCAUUUUGUCACUGUUGCAUGCAGACAUGCACCUUUCGAACGCACCACAGAACUUUUGGAUACAUUAAUACCUAAUGUGUAUGUGCCGGAGCCGUCGGUCAUGGAAGAGAUAAUAAAAACGCUGGAAGUGGCGGGCGCGGGCGACCGCUUGGCACAGGCGUGGUCGCAACUAGUUGUGUUCGGACACGCAAAGCGCGUCAAACUUGUGGACAAACUGUUGGCCGCUAUGUGCAACUGCUAUCAGUACCAAGAUGAAGAGGUGAAGGCAAAGAUGCGAACAGCCGCAGCCGAUGUCCUGAAGUACAGCCAGCUGGCGGAGACAAGGGAGGACGCGCAGGAACUCAGGACGCCAAAGCAAAAAAUGUCAGCCACAUCGCUCUCAAACAUAAUCCAGUUAUGUUCGGACACGCAAGACAAAGCAGACCCUGGUUGGGAAUCAGUAGUGGUGGCGCUGCAGAAACUGCGUGGGGCUGAGGCGGUGGGGGUGCCCUCGGACCCCCUCGUGUUGGCCGAUGUGGCGCGGCGGGCGGCUAGCGUCGGCAAGGCGGGCAUCGCCACGGUAUCUGUGUCAUAUCUCGCUGAAUGCGGGUUUGAAGAAGCGGCGGCGACCAGCGUCGACGUCCUCUGCACAAUGCUGAACAGGCCCGCGGAAGAGGUCCAUGAACUUUUAAAGGGAGAUCGGAGCGCCCUCGCUAACACCUUACACCCGUCUGCGCUCUCUAUAGCUGACGCUUACCAUUUAGCGAAGACCGGUGCGCCUGCGCCGGACCGCGAGAGCGACUCGUCCACGAGUUCCGAGAGCGACAGUGAGUCGUCAGACGAUGACAAGUGAUGCAUUUGUAGCCUAGUCUAGUAGUAACUAUAGCCAAUAAAGUAUUUACAAUUCCAUA